GCGCAAACCGCCAAAGUUUUGUUCAAGUUUUGUGAUAAUAUUCUACCGGGUGCUCAAUUGAUUCUGACUACAUAAACCAUACAUAAACCUUAAAAUUCCAGAGAAUACGCGUCGAGUCGUCGGGACAUCCGGUAGUUCAUUAUGGCGCCAAUUUUUCACAACAAAACAAACAUUUGUUACUGAUAAGGUGAUACACAAACAGAACAUUCAGUGAUCUUUUAAUUUAAUAUUUCUUUCAUUUUCAUUUUAGUGUGAUUUAAGUUAAUUUAUAAACACCACCAUGUCCAAAAUAAGACACAGAAAUUUCGACUACGAUCCAAAGCUGUUUUUACGCUGUCACUCUAAAACUGACCGGGAUUAUGCGGAUAUUAAAACUCAGGUUUGGCAAGCGAGUUUUGAGCCAUCGAAAUCUUCCAAAUUAGUCGCCACGUGCGGUGGAAAUAAAAUUUGUAUAAUUGAUGUUAGAUCACAAGAGGUCGAUCAAAGAUAUACAGCUGAUACCAAAGAAAUUUUCUAUACUUUAUCAUGGGGUAAAUUGAAACACGAACUUCUGGAAGAAGAUGGAUCAAUUUUAGCCGCUGGCGGCGUUCGAAAUAUUAUAUAUUUCAUGUUUCCUGCUCGUGAAAUUCUACUGACUCAGUAUCCCAUCAAAGUAUCCAAACCGGCUUCCACUCAUAUUAGUUGUUUGUUAUUUCAUCCGUCGGAUGAAAAUAUAUUAUUUUGUGCUUUCAAUAAUGGAGAAAUUCUAAUUCUACGCUUGAGUAUCAAUGAAGAUUUGAUGUUGAUCAUCACUGAAAUUAACAAGAUUACUUGUUUCUAUGAAAUAUUCAGCCUGUCGUAUUGUUCGAGUCUAAAUUUACUCCUAGCUGCUUCGGAUAAUGGUUUGCUCGGGUGGUUUGUCGAUAACUGCGAUGAAGAGAUCUUGACAGGAGAUAUUUUAAGAUUUCGUUUACCUGAAAAAGAAGGUGAUCCCCAAUCCACCGGAUUUGAUUUAGUUGAUUCUGUGGAAAAAAUAAAUGAUAAAUUGAUCGCGGUGAAAUGUGCGCUACACGGAUACAUCUACAUUUGCAGUUUGGAUAAUAUAAAAAAUCUCGCGAGAGAUUCUCAGUGUAUAGGUCUACAACCAAAUUAUAAUUUAAAUUGGAGCAAAACGGAUAAUUAUUUCAUGGGAAUCAGUGUAAAUUAUGAAAAAGGUCUUCUCACUUGUGGCGAUGAUCAAGGAGCCAUUUGGAUCUAUGAUAUUGAAAUGUUGAAGAAGAAGGAGGAACUGCCUAAAAAACCUCUACCCAUAAUGCCUGCCAGGACCAUUCAAUGGCCUGUUGUAAACGAUAAAUAUGUCGCGAAAUCUAGAAAACUCGAUUUAGACGUUUACGAUAUUGUGAUAGCCAAAGCAGCUAUACACCCAAAGGGUAAAUACAUAGUCGCUGUAACUAAUAAUAAUACCGUUUGUAUCUGGAAAUUGACGAGUAAUAAUAAAUGAGUUUUCACUUUGA
This is a messenger RNA of Planococcus citri (citrus mealybug), 1493 nucleotides long. Its product is annotated as leucine-rich repeat and WD repeat-containing protein 1-like. The transcript is spliced from 6 exons. Gene Ontology annotation, biological process: chromatin organization; establishment of protein localization to chromatin. Gene Ontology annotation, cellular component: nuclear origin of replication recognition complex. The record is from RefSeq and is a predicted model, not a curated record. Gene Ontology annotation, molecular function: chromatin binding; protein binding. Bases 281 to 1480 code for a protein of 399 amino acids. Lineage: Eukaryota; Metazoa; Arthropoda; Insecta; Hemiptera; Pseudococcidae.